AUGGCAGCACCGUCGACGACCAAAGUCUGGACUCUCCAGCACAAGCCACGCGGACCCGUCGCAGCCGACACCUUCGCACUCGAGGACAGGCCCCUCAGACCGCUCAACGACGGCGAGAUCCUCGUCAAGCUCGUCUACCUCUCCAACGACCCCGCUCAGCGCACCUGGAUCGACCCCUCGGUCGUCAAGGAGCGCGCAUAUGGCCCUGCGCCCGAUGAGGGAGACGCGAUGCCCUCUGGCUUUGUGGGCAAGGUCGUCCAGUCCAAGUCGUCCUUGUGGAGGGAGGGCGACCUCGUCAACGGCCUCGGUUCGUGGUCCGAAUACCUCGUCCUGAACGAAAAGGCCGUCUUCCCAGCUCGCACGCUCGAGGGCUACCCGACCUCGAUCGCCCUCUCUGCGCUCGGCAUGACCACUCUCACGGCCUACUGCGGCCUGCACGAGGUCGGCCACAUCAAGCCUGAGCAUACGGUCGUGAUCUCGGGUGCGGCGGGCGCGACUGGAAGCGCUGCUGUCCAGAUUGCCAAGAACAUUGUCGGCUGCAAGCGCGUUGUGGGCAUUGCUGGUGGACCGGAAAAGUGCGCUUGGGUCAAGAAGCUCGGCGCAGACGAGUGCCUCGACUACCGCUCGCCCUCGUUCGAGGACGAUCUCGUCAAGGCUACGGAGGGCUACGUCGACGUAUACUUCGACAACGUCGGCGGGUCGAUCCUCAACGCCCUGUUCAAGCGCAUGAAGCGCUUCUCCCGCAUUAUUGCGUGCGGAGCCAUCUCGGGCUACAACUCGCGCGAGACGGUCAACAUGAACAACAUCUUCGAGGUCAUCUCGAUGCGCAUCACGAUGCAGGGCUUCAUUGUCUCGGACUUCAUGGCCCAAUGGCCCGCGGCCAUCGAAGCCGUCAAGAAGGCGAUCAAGGAGGGCAAGUUCACGACUGAGGGAACCGAGACGCUCGUCAAGGCCAAGUUCGAGGACGUCCCGCAGGUCUGGCAGAGGCUCUUCUCGGGCCAGAACCAGGGCAAGCUCGUCACCCAGCUCGAGGCGUAA
Molecule: messenger RNA, 1038 nt
Organism: Rhodotorula toruloides NP11
Lineage: Eukaryota; Fungi; Basidiomycota; Microbotryomycetes; Sporidiobolales; Sporidiobolaceae
Product: quinone oxidoreductase
Exons: 5
Coding region: 1-1038 (345 amino acids)
Molecular function (GO): oxidoreductase activity, acting on the CH-CH group of donors, NAD or NADP as acceptor
Source: RefSeq, a predicted model, not a curated record